UGGAAGCACCUAGUAAAGACCUCCACAGUCAGUGAACAUUGCAUUCGCUCUUAACUCGCGAUCUGUAUCUUUAAAUAUCUGCUAAAUUCAGUACAUUGGAAUCUCCCAGGACCAAAAUUUACUUUCACAACGUUCUGGAACAAGAUUCUCUGUUCAACUGGUGUGUCGGAUCCUGAUCACCCAAACUGAUGAAGCUCGACUGAUCUGAAUAAUAGGAUUUUUGUUUUCACAUCUGACAAGCGGAAAGAAUGUCGGAAAGGGCCGAUGAUGACGUCAGGGGGGAGCAGCGCAAAGCGGCCAGGCAGCCAAAGCAGCAACAGCAGCAGUUCCAGCAGGGAGAAGGCUGUACAGCAAUGGCGACUGUAGGGGAGCGCAGAUCUCUGCCCAGUCCAGAAAUCAUGUUGGGACAGCCUUGGAGCAACUGGGUCGAUGCCGCUAAACUCCACGGGAACGACGGUGCAGAAUCAGAAGAAAGUUUGAAAGAAUGCGGGAAAAAUCGAGAAGCCAUGAGGCUAUGUAGAGACGACAUGCCCAUAUUUGGCCAAUGCCCCGCACAGGAUGAUUUCUUCCUGGUGAUGUGCAACCACUGCAGUCAGGUGGUCAAGCCGCAGGCCUUUCAAGCGCACUACGAGAGAAGACACGGCCCGGCCAGCAAGCCCCCGUCUGCCACCACGUCCUCCUCCGCCUACCCAGUGCCCACGCUGUCAUCCCGCGGCAAGGGCAGCGGGGGCGGGAGUGCCGGGGCCGCAGGGGGCGGGGCUGUGGGCCGCUCGGCCAGCGGGAACACCGCCUCCUCCAACUCCAAAAUCCUCAAACCGGCCAAAGAGAAGCUGCCCAUUCACGGGAGGCCACAGUUCCCCUUCAAGGUGCUUCACAACAAAAUCAGCUUGACUCCCGCUGUGAAAGUGGAGAAGAUGCCCCUGAGGGUGGAUGCGUUGGCCAAGCUGGUCCACGUCCCCACCUCCUCCGCCACUGUGAGCUCGCCCGUGAAGCCCGGCCUUAACUGUCCCUCCAUACCAAAGGCGCCCCUGCUGUCCCCGGGACAGAUCCCCAACGGGAAGAGCCUCCCAUCCCUGGACAAGAAACAGGACGACAACAGCAGUAACAAGAGACCGCUGCACAAGAGACCUUCCGAGCGCGAGUUUAAUCCAGACAUCCACUGUGGGGUCCUGGACCUGACUGCCAGGAAGCCAUGCACGAGGUCUCUCACAUGCAAGACACAUUCCUUAAGCCAGCGGAGGGCGGUGCUGGGUCGCAGGAAGCGCUUUGACACUUUAUUAGCGGAGCACAAGAGUAAAGCCAGGGACAAGGAGCUGCUGCGUGGCUCAGAGUACCCCCAGCAGACCCCCCCUCUCAGGGACCCUCACCCCUCCCCCUCCCGCAUCGCCCAGGACCCCCACCAGGUCUCCCACGGCAACAGUGCCGCCGACGCCAAGCCUUCAGCGCCCAGCAAACCCAAACCUCACAAUCUUAGUCUUCCACGACUCAACAGUAGUUCCUUGCACCCAAGUGGGAACCUGCAGGGAGACCCUGCCCUGAUCCAUGAGUCGCUCCACCACUCCCUGUCCGCUGCCGACGGGACGUCCCGCUUGUCCAGCGACGAGGGGGAGAAUGAGGAGAAGGAGGAGAGCACGGAGAAGCUGGACUGCCACUAUUCAGGUCACCACCCUCGACCAGCAGCUUUUUGCACGUUUGGGAGCCGACAGUUCGGGAGAAGCUGCUUUGCGUUCGACCGACGCUGGGAUCGAGUUCGAUGUGUGCUCACCGCCAUGGUGGAGAAGCACGUCAAUUCUCAGAUGUGGAAGAAAAUACCCCCAGCCUCGGAGAGCUCCUCCACGACGCCCCACAGGACAAGCACAAACUCCCUGCCCUCGUCUCACGGCGGCGCCAGUGUCACAGGCUUCCUGUGCCCCGCCUCUGCCAUCUCCUCGCCCCCCUACACGCAGUCCUUCGACAGCAAGUCUGUUCUCUCCUACGGAACGACCCUGAAUGCCCGCGCCUCCCCCCUGAGUUCCACAGACCACCCCCCUUACAACACGCUGUCCAGACAAGUGUCUUCAUCGCCCCAGAUGCCUUCAGGACACUCUAGCGUUCCCUCUCUCCUGUCCAGCAGAGCCUCCAAGGCCAGGCCGAGCAGUAAGCCUUUCAGAGCCCGCGAGCCCUCGGCCUCCAUCGCCAACUCCAACAGCAGCGGCGGCGGCAGUGGUGGCAGCCUCGGAGCGGGGAAGAAGAGGAAAAACAGCUCCCCGCUGUCCUCCCACACGCCCUACCCCACCGAGUCCUCCUCUUCUUCCUCCUCCUUCUCGUCCUCGUCCUUCAAGAGAAACUGUGCUGUGAACUCGGGCGGCUCAGGAAGCGCCUUCCACCCGUCGCUCACCUCCUCUUCCUCUUCCUCCUCCUCCUCCUCCUCCUCGCACAGCGGUGUCCACAGCGUGGGACUUAACUGCGCCCCCGGCAGGACGAACUCUCUCAGCCUCAAGCAGGACCAAUCAGGGAGGGGCCCCGCCUGCGGGAGCCCCGCGGAGUCCAUCAAGCGCAUGAGCGUGGUGAUGAACAGCAGCGACUCCACGCUGUCGCUGGGGCCCUUCGUGCACCAGGCCGCCGAGCAGGCCCACGCCCCGCUGGACGGCCGGCUGGAGGGGAAGAAGCGCAAGGGCUCCCCCGCCUCCGGCAGCAUCAACAGCAGCGGCGGCGGCGCAGGAGGAGGAGGCCCGGGCCCCGGGAGGCCCAAAAUGGCCAAGCCGCCCGUCGUCAACAACAUCCACGGCAAACACGGCCGCGCCAUCCCAGGGACGCAAGCACUUCCCAGCAACUCACUCAUACCACAGCCAAAGGCACGUCCCUGACAACAGUCGUAUGGUCCUCUCUGCACAGAAAUGGACAAUGUAAGCAGAACGGUACUGGCUCUGGUACCUUGAACUGCACGAGGCCUUUUGUGUUAAUCUCAGCUUCCCACAAUCCUCAGGGGUGGAGAUCCACCGGACAGUCAGCGACAUCACGGAAUUCCCCGAAGCCAUGUCUGCAGCCGUGCCGCCAUGGGGAUCCCACACAGCCGGGGGGGGAGGGCGAUGUAGUGGGUCAGGCUGUUGCUCCUAUCAGUGUUACAGUGGAAUGCUGGUCUGUGAGGUCUUCCUGUGGGGGAGGAGUCUGUUCAGUGACCUUACAAUAAGUUUUGAGGUACAGAUAAGGGCUGGUUCAUGCAGCGCUGUACUCGCAUCCAGACGUGCUGUUGGGGGAACGACUCUGUUGUUACUGUGGUGAAACGCUUCGGUUUCUACCAGUCUCUUCUUUGUAGUAUGGAUGCAAGUGCACAUUGCGUGUGUUCGUCAGGUCAGACUCUGCUAAACUACUGGGAAUAAAAACCUAACCUGCCUGUACUCGAGCCUUGGAGGAGUAGGUAGGUAGGGAUAAGAAACUGUCAGGAGUUCCCACACUUGAUACACAAUCACUAUGAUUUUUUUUUUUUAACUCGACUUUAUCAUUUGAUUUUAUCAUUACAACAUGGGCACAGAUUCCGUUGUCCAAAAUUGCCAAGCUAUUCUGAUUUAAAUGAAUGGAGAGGGGAGGGGUUGGGGUGUGUAGGCUAUGAUGCAAGCUUACUUUAGUCAAGUCCGAGAGGUGCCUGAAUCAACUCAUGGUUGUCCAAGAUCCAUGCUGCUUGUGGCUUCUGGAGUAAUUAACCAGGUCUCUUGAUCUGUCUGACAUGGUCCUUGUUGAUUUUAUAAACAGGCUUAUGCAAGAAGUGAACUUGGAAGUGAUCACUGGUGUGUACAUUUCCUCUUUGUUUCAAGGCCGUUAAGUUGAUCUCCUUCAUGGCUUGCUGAGUAGUGUGUUAAUUCCUGUGAAGACCAAAUCUAACUGCUGAAAUGGUAGAACAACUUGUAUUUCCUCAGAAACUUAAAGGACAAGUCUGGUCAAAAAUGUAUAUUUUGAUAAACACCUUGAAACAAGUUUACUGCACACACUAACACAGUACUACAAAGUUAAAUCAGACAACUUGGGAAAAUACUUUUUGUAUUUUUUUUUUUUUUGCUCAAAGAUCUAUAAUGUCUUUGUCACAUACCAGGUUGUUGGUAUACUUCUCGUGAGUAAAUGCAUACAUAUGUGUGUGUGGAAUUUGUCCAAGGGAACAACUGUAUGUUGGGGAAUAAUUUUUGUUUGUUAUUGUAGACUAAAGCAGGUAUGAUUGAUACAUCAGUGAGAAGUGACUCAUUUCUGAAGCUUAUUCAUUAGCAUGGAUGCAUUUGAUACAUACAGAAUUUGACCAGACUCAUCCUUUAACUUGGAUAAACAAACACACACAUGUUGCACUUUUGAUAAUUAGCACAAAUACACUAAACAUGGGACAAGAGUACAGAAUAACUGGAUUUAAACUAGCAACUCAGUUUUUGAAUGAUAUUAAUAUAUGGUUUCUUGUGCUAGGUCAUGUAUUACUGGAUGGAACAGUUUUUUUUAAACAUUUUAUCAAUUAAGUCAGCACCUGCAUCCACAAGAGACUCCCUAUACUGUGAAUGGUACUGACCAAACAGAAAGCCACUAUUUGUGAGUAGAUUAUGCAAGUGCUUUAUUUAUUUGCCCACAUACAACUGACCAGGAGCGGCAGGCAUUGUUAAGAGGCAGCACCCCACACCCUUAAAUCUACACCACUAAUUGCAAGUUGCAGUUAUGCUUUUACAGUGACAUCUCUUCACACACUGCAAAUCCUAAAUGUGAACUGAAAAUCAGUCAUGCAAAGAUGGGAAAUUUGGGUCGUGCAUUCACGGGUUCCAUGUUAACCAUGUCCUGGGCCUUGACCGGCAAAAUCUUCCCUCACCCUGGUAGAACACAUUUUUGGUGAUUUUUUUUUUUUAUUAUUAUUAUUAUUAUUUUGGCGAACUGUCUUUAGAGGUGGCUUGAGUGAGGCAGCUGCACGCUUUGGCUACUAGCUACUAUUGUACCAUUGUGACUCCUGUAGAUUUCUUAACCCUAUUGAUGUCAGUAAGCAAAACGUAGCUGUAAAGCAGAGUCAGUUUUGUAUCUAUUAUUUUAGCUUUCUUGUAUGUAUUAUACAGAUACUGAAGUAUCCCAAUUUCAGAAUACAUAUUUUGUUAAAAAAAAAAAAGAUUGUACAUAUUUAAAUAUGUAUUUUUGCACAGGCAUUUUUUUCUUAUAUACAAUUUUGGUACAAUUGAGAUCAUCAUUAUUUAUUUAUUUAGUAAAUGAAUAACAAGUUAAAACUUUUAUUAGUUGAAGUGGUUCACUGCCAAGCCAAUAACGCAAUAUGCCUAUAACAGACAGAUAGGACGUCUCUUAAAACACGCACUUGGAUCCUUUAAAGGUGGAGUGUUGUCACUGAAGUGUAGCUUAUGGAAUAGUGUUUUAACCCUGGGAGGUCUUACUAAUCUCGCAUGUCGCUUCUGAACACUGAAAUAGUGUCCUAUCCAUGGCGAGUUGGCCUCUAUAAUGUCCUUCUCACAAAAUAUCUGUUGUCCAGUUUGGUUUCUAAUGAUUAGGAUGAAUUGUACUGGGUUUGGGUGACAGCUGAAAAUGUCUUUUUUGGCAACACUUUCCCUUUAAGGUCUUGGGAGUAGGGCAACUAUUACAAGAAAGAAGGAAAAAAAAACACUUUAAAAUCCAAUGCAGCUGCUUGCAUCAUUGUUGCCAAACAUUUAAUUUGAAACACUGCUUUUAACUUAAUGUUUAGUUUGCAGCUUUUAGAAAAUGAUGGAAAAAAGUGCCUGAAUUAGUUUCACAUGAUGACUGUUUAAGGACCACUCUUUGGGUUUAUUGUUUUACGUGACUUGAAUGUUUAAAGAAAAGGUUUAUGAGCUUGCUUUUUACACCUGCAUUUGGGUCCUAAAUUGUGGUAAAAGUCUUGAUAGUGUUGGCUAGCUUCAAUGACACUCACUGUACAGAUCUGACUGCUCAUCAGAACCUUGGGUAUUUUUUUCCCUGUUAAAUCUGUUGAUAUUGAUUUGUAGACUACUGUUGAACUCUAAUCCAGGUUUCUUCCCACAUUUGUAUGCAUAACCCGAGCGUGUUAAAGGUCCUUGGUCUGUUAGGAGAUGUUUUGAAAAAUUAAAAACAAAAUGUGAAGGUGUUUCACUUCCCUUUACAUUCAAACUCCUGUGGUGAUUCUGCCAGUGUUUUCAAGUGGUGGAAACAUACAAAGAUACUGUUUAAUUAAGCACUACAGAUGUGUAAUGUGAAUUUAAGACGGAAAGCAGCUUGCUUGUGGGGAAAAGGUUCUACAUGCAAACUCCUUUGUAAAAGCGUGUAUAGUUGAUUUUUUUUUAAAGUAUACAUAAUCAAAUGCAUUUGAUC
Messenger RNA from Megalops cyprinoides (Indo-Pacific tarpon), 6303 nucleotides. Its product is annotated as ataxin-7. The transcript has 13 exons. The coding region runs from base 249 to 2846 and encodes 865 amino acids. The record is from RefSeq and is a predicted model, not a curated record. Lineage: Eukaryota; Metazoa; Chordata; Actinopteri; Elopiformes; Megalopidae.